CCAGAAGAAUCUCAGUUGCAGAAAGGAGAUCAAUCACAAUCACAAGAUGGAGAGCAAGAUCAUCAAAGAGAAGGAGGAAACCAACAAGAAGGAGAAGGAGAGAAGGAGUCACAGGAACAACCAGAACUAUUGGAACUACAACAGCAAAAGGGAGGACAAGAUGAAGCUGAUCCUGUGCAUGUAGAAACUGUGGAAGAGAAGGAGCAAGUUGAUGAGAAUAAUGUGCUUGUUGGUACUUCACUUGUUGCUUGUAAGAGUGAAGCUGAAGUAGUCAAUAAACCAAAUACUGAGACUAAAGGUGAAGUACAGCCCACUGGUGUAAAGGAGGCUACAAAUUAUGCUGGUCUGGUUUAUUAUGAGGAAGAUGGUGUACAAGAUCUAGUGACAUUCACUGCCGUUAAAAAAUUAGAUGCUCUCCUUGAAUUCAUUAAAAAAGAACAUCCACAUGCAAAACGAAGACCUCAUUUUUACUUUCGUAUUGCAUCUCCUGAUGGUUUUGUUGAAUUAAAUUUAAAUGCUCCACAAGAUGAGCCAUUUACUGGAUGGAGUAUUAAACCUCACAUAAAACCUUGCAAGUUAUAUCAAGAGGACAUUUACAAUUUUGGUGACAAAGAUUAUUCUCUUCCUCCAUCUUGUCUCAUAUCGGUCUAUUCAUCACCUGAUGCUGUUCCUAUAUUAUACUACUCUGUACCAGUAGAGGGUGUGGCUGAUCCUGUUACAUUUUAUAUUCAGAUGUCACAAAGAACAGCUCAUCAUACUGCAGUUGCUGCUAAUGCAGCCAGUGGCAAUGAUGAAACUAUUCCAGUACUAACUAAAAGAAGAAGAGAAGGAGGUUUUGAUAUUAAAACAGCUAAACAAAAGAUCAAGCAAGUGAUGAUUGAGAAUCACACUGAUUUUGCUGAACUCCUCCAGUUUUCUCUGGACAAUAUUGCUAACAAACUGUUUGAGGUUCAUAUGAUUCCUCCUGAGGUUCAACAGUCACCAACUUAUGAUGCCAUAGCUACUUGUUUUGUAUCUAUGAUGAAUAUAUUGGACUCUAAGUCUGACCUAGAGGGACAUUGUGUGACAUUUUUAGAGGCUCUGUCUAGUGUAGGGGGACCAACAGAACGUGUCGCUAAACGAUUGCGGGAAAAAUGGACAGCAGCUUUAGAGGGUGCACUUCGGUUUGAACAUGAAAGCAGUUAGAAUAAUUAUGAUGGUGGAACUUGGAAGUUGGAAGGGGAGUGACAUUGUCAAGUUGAGUUUCUGAGAGAAAAGAGAUGGCAUC
Amphimedon queenslandica is the source of this 1267-nucleotide messenger RNA. RefSeq lists its product as uncharacterized. The transcript is spliced from 7 exons. The record is from RefSeq and is a predicted model, not a curated record. NCBI's taxonomy places the organism in Eukaryota, Metazoa, Porifera, Demospongiae, Haplosclerida, Niphatidae. The annotation marks the transcript as partial.